CCUAGGAUCGCUGCACCUUCACGUGGGCAUCAACCUAAUAUAAUUUGGGAUCGCUGCACUUUUGCGUGGGCAUCCUUACUGAUUGUUGCACCUUUGUACACAGAAUUAUUAAAUGGUAUAAGGGUGAAAUUAGGGCUUGCUGCACCUGUAGUUAUAGAAGUAAAAUUGGGAUCGCUACACCUUAGCGUGGGCAUCUUUUUGAUCGCUACACCUUGUUUGCGUGGGCAUCAUCAAAAGCUUCACGGAGUAAGCA
Messenger RNA from Racocetra fulgida, 253 nucleotides. NCBI's taxonomy places the organism in Eukaryota, Fungi, Glomeromycota, Glomeromycetes, Diversisporales, Gigasporaceae. The record is from the annotation of a GenBank genome assembly.